UGUCACUCCUCCCUGAUGAGGUCUGUUCACAUUAUGGUGCCUGCCAUUGAUGAUCAGAGGUAUAAAAUCCACUUGAUUCCCAGCUAUCAUAGCUCUCUUUAACAGCAUACCCAUCAUCUGUUUACUUGUUAUUACCCCCUGAUUCAGCUAGUCAACCUUCAGAAAAUCCGUUACGAUGAAGUUCCUCUACACCACGGUCACCAUGCUCUGCCUCAUUGGCGCGGGUCUGGCAGCCGAGCCAGCUCCUAAUUCUCCCGAGAGAACGCAGGACUGCUGCCAUACCGUCAAGGGAGGUAAAGGUCACAGGUGGUGUGCUGAUGGCACGGCUGGCACUCCUUUUUGUGGCAAGGGCCCUUGCAAUGCCUUUGGAUGUGCCUGCAAAGGUGGAUGCCGCAAGAAGUAGGUUUUUUUGCAACCACUGGUAUCUGGGAGGUUAUAUAUGGCCGUGUGUGAUGUUCUUCCUGUUCCGGUAUAGGUUUUCAUGUCUUCAUGCGGGUGCGAAGGCUUAUGGGCUUCACGCAUCUUGAUCAAUCAUUUUCCAUUGCUGAAUUUGAGAUAGAUAUGCUGUAACUUUUUGGAAUCAGA
Messenger RNA from Aspergillus candidus, 585 nucleotides. RefSeq lists its product as uncharacterized. The record is from RefSeq and is a predicted model, not a curated record. The coding region runs from base 176 to 403 and encodes 75 amino acids. Lineage: Eukaryota; Fungi; Ascomycota; Eurotiomycetes; Eurotiales; Aspergillaceae. The transcript is spliced from 3 exons.